Phymastichus coffea is the source of this 1181-nucleotide messenger RNA. RefSeq names its product complex I intermediate-associated protein 30, mitochondrial (gene CIA30). The record is from RefSeq and is a predicted model, not a curated record. Gene Ontology annotation, biological process: mitochondrial electron transport, NADH to ubiquinone; mitochondrial respiratory chain complex I assembly. Lineage: Eukaryota; Metazoa; Arthropoda; Insecta; Hymenoptera; Eulophidae. The coding region runs from base 333 to 1181 and encodes 282 amino acids. The transcript is spliced from 3 exons. Gene Ontology annotation, cellular component: mitochondrion.
AGCAUAUUCUAUUGCGAGUGCUUUAACCAUACUGGCAUGCUGUGAAUUGUGAUAUAUAAGUAUAAUACAUACCAUAGCAGAAGUAAAGUAAACGCGUGAUGAAUAAAAUUAGAAUGUAGCGUUAUUUUUAUUACACAUAUAUAUGACAAGACGUAAAAUAAAAAAUCAAAUAAAACUCAGUAACGCAAUGGAAAAUUGAUUAUUAUUAAACCAAUUGCUAUACACAACAUGGUAAUUCAAUAAAAUAAAUUAAUAAUAUGUUCCAUUUUUUCAAUGACGAUUUCUAGUUUGCGAAAGCAUUACAAUGGGGCCAGCCCUUUGUACAGAAAAUAAUGAAACAACACCUUCAUACCUCGAAAUGUGUAUAUUUGUUUUAUGAAUCUCCUGAUAAAGAUGGAUUUUGGAAGAAACCAGAAGAACAAAAAAAUUUUGAAUCAUUAACUUUCAAACAAAAAGUAGGUUAUGAAUUUAAAUUGUGGAAAAGUGCUAUGCAACAGGCAAUGAUCAAUUUUAAAGAUCAGAUGGUUACUGGACCAAGACUUAUAUUACAUGAACAUCAAUUAGAACCUGUUUGGAGAUUUACUGGAAAUCCUGAAGAAUUAAAGAAAUGGAUUGUCUCUACAGAUAGUGAUCAUAGUAUUGGACACUCAACAGCAGAACUAUGUUUCACUCAAUAUUCAAAAGGAUUAUUCCAUGGAUUUCUGGAUACUAGACUACCAUCUGAUGGAAGAAUAAAGAAUACAGGGUUUUGCAAUGCAAAACUGUUACCAAGCCUCUCUCCUUUCUGUAAUAGAAAACAGUAUAAUUGGGAUUUAUAUACACACUUAGUUUUUCAUAUAAGGGGUGAUGGACGAGUUUAUUCAGUAAAUUUACAUUCCCAAAGACACUCUGACAUAACGCAGUAUGAUACAUGGCAUUAUUUCAUUUGGACAAGAGGAGGUCCUUAUUGGCAAUAUGUGAGAAUACCCUUUUCAAAAUUUUUCUUUGCCUACAAAGGGAGAGUACAGAUAAAGAACGAAAAUGUUUCAUUAAAUGAAAUAGGAUCUAUUAGUUUCACUAUUGCUGAUAAAAUUAGUGGACCUUUCCAUUUAGAAAUUGAUUAUAUCGCUGUAGAAUAUGAUCCAUCUCACAUUGAAGAAACUGCUUAUGAACAUUACUACUUUGAUCAGAUGUUUCAUUAG